AUGCAGGACAAUGUGGCCUUAAAAGGAAUAGCAACACAAUCUUCUAUAUUUGGCAAUUUCUAUGCCAAGUAUGGUAUUGAUGGCAACAGAGCAUCUAGCCUCUACUCCUACUCAUGUACACACACAAAUGGUCUGUUAAACUCAUGGUGGAGGGUGGAUUUGUUGGCAGUGUAUGACAUUAGCUAUGUAAUCAUCACUAACCGAGGUGACGCCUAUUCUGAACGGAUGAAUGGUGCUGAGAUUCACAUUGGCAAGUCUUUAGUAAACAACGGCAACAACAACCCCAGAUGUGUCGUUAUUUCUACCAUUGCCGCUGGUGCCUCCGUCAACUACACCUGCAGUAUGAGGGGUCGUUAUGUGAACGUUAUCAUUCCCAACAUUUCCCAGUACCUCACACUCUGUGAAGUGGAAGUCUAUGGGUACAGGAAUCCCACCAGAGACAAUGUGGCCUUAAGAGGAAUAGCAACACAAUCUUCUUUAUUCAGCACAUAUGGUGCUUUCUUUGCUAUUGAUGGCAGCAGAGCAUCUAACUUUGUUUCCUCCUCAUGUGCACACACAAAUGGUCAGUAUAACGCAUGGUGGAGGGUGGAUUUGUUGGCAGUGUAUGAUAUCAGCAAUGUAAUCAUCACUAACAGAGGUGAUGCUGUUCCAACCCGGAUAAAUGGUGCUGAGAUUCACAUUGGCAACUCCUUAAUCAACAAUGGCAACAACAACCCCAGAUGUGUUGUUAUCUCUACCAUACCUGCUGGUGCCUCUGUAAGCUACAACUGCAAUAUGAGGGGUCGUUAUGUGAAUAUUAUCAUUCCCAAUAUUUUCCAGUACCUCACGCUUUGUGAAGUGGAAGUCUAUGGGACUCCAGUGCCUGUUACUAAGAAGACAUUUCUGAGAUUAAAGUUUAACAGCAGUGAGGAUCUAAACAAUCCUUCGACCAGGGACAAAGUUUUUGAAAAGUUGAAAUCUGCUAUUGUCCAGUCACCAGCAUUUCAGCUCCAUUGGACAAAAGAACCAGAACUGCAAACUAAAACUUAAAAUUGGGUGGCAAAAAUACAUCUUAAACACUGACAGUGAGAAGAAGAAGAUGUGGUCAAAUAACAAAAAGAACAUGUGUGAGGGUGUAGCAUAUGAAACAAAU
This is a messenger RNA of Silurus meridionalis, 1132 nucleotides long. RefSeq lists its product as uncharacterized. Lineage: Eukaryota; Metazoa; Chordata; Actinopteri; Siluriformes; Siluridae. The transcript has 10 exons. Bases 1 to 1029 code for a protein of 342 amino acids. The record is from RefSeq and is a predicted model, not a curated record.